Spirometra erinaceieuropaei is the source of this 2727-nucleotide messenger RNA. The record is from the annotation of a GenBank genome assembly. Lineage: Eukaryota; Metazoa; Platyhelminthes; Cestoda; Diphyllobothriidea; Diphyllobothriidae.
AUGGAUGUGUGUGAUGUUGGUGUGAGUGAUGGCCACCAGGGAGGCCGUAGUUGGUGCAGUGGGGCAGGGGGAGGAGCCGGAGCCGGAGAAAGGAAAGAAGAGGAGGAGGAGGAGGAGGAUAGAAGUGGUGGUUCAGAAGAAUUGUCAGACUUAUUUGACGGCGGAGAGGACGAGGAAGCACGCAAAUCACAGCAACGCCUCGUCCGAAACGCCGACGUACAACCGCUUCCAGCGUAUCCUCGGUGUCAACGUACAUUCCGGACACGAAUUGGACCCAUUGGACACCUUCCGACCAACUGCACCUCCCAUACCGCACCAACCGCCGUCCCUCCCUCCGUCUCUUCCUCUUCCCCGUACCUAGGUAAGCCGCAACACCCUCUGGUUUACAACAGGUUUAACCAUGAUUUCCCACCAGCAAAAAUAACAUGAAAACAGGUUCCGAUACAAACCAAGAUGCGAGUUCCAGAAUGUAAUUGAUAGGAAUAAGAAGCGAUUGCUGAAACAAAAAUUUUAUUCGCCUGACGCUUCGAAUUCUCACUUGAACAUAUCGUCAGAGACAGUGACAGAAAUGGGUGAUUUGUGCACAGGAAGUUGCCGUAUUUUUAAGAUUCAUUUGCUAUACCACCGCAUACAUAUUAUACUUGGUCGCUCUCCCCAUAAUCAAAAAUUGUUUCCCCUUAAUGAGGUCAUUGUUUGAUGGCCACCGUGAAAGUUUUUAAUUGCUGAAAUCUCAUUAACGUGUUGGUUGCUGGUGUGAUGACUACUCGGCCAAUUGGCCCACCGGCCUUCGCGUUCCCCGAGUGGUCAAUUAAUUUGGCCAGCCUAUGCCUCAGCACGGCAUAUGAAGUGGGGAUAACGUUGUACUUCUUGAUAGACUGAGGUCCCGUGAAGCAUGACUCAAGCAACUCGCGGCUUACGUGAUUAUCCCCUAUUGCAAGAAAUUUGGCCUCAUCGAACUGAAAUGUGUGGCCGAAUCUCGUCGAAUGUACCACGACCUGAGAGUUGGGGUCAUUUCUGCGCAUCGCUGCCGCGUGUUUGGCAAUUCGCGUCUGGAGCGGUCUUCUAGUUUCACUGACGUAGUUACUUUGUCCGCAACUGCACCAGAUCCGAUAGACGACUCCAGAUAUUUUGCCGUGGCAGUGGGUCUUUUGGUCUCAUCACUUGACGCCUUAUGGCGACCCCUGAUCUGUGUGCAACUCCAAAUCCAAGCGGUGCCAGAAGACGACUAACGGCCUCGACAACGUUCUUGGUGUAUGGGAUCGCUUGCCAGGAUUUGGGGUCGGUACGAUAUUGUCGCCAUUUGACGAAGUUGCUUGGGUAUACAUUUUCUCUGGAAACCCGUCAAAGAUCUUGGAAUGCGGCAACCUUGUCUUCCAGUUCACUGCAGUGCGUCUCAACACACCAAUACGGCGUCCUUACGCAGCUGCGUUUGCAGCUGAUUGGGCGGUUGAUUUUGAAGUCGAGUAUUUUCUGACACUCUUGAUGUCCAGGGACACACGCCAUCUAGAAUAUAUUCCGCAGUUUACUGCAGAUCUCCCCUACGUCCGAGGCAGCGACAAUGUCGUUGAUGUUGCAUUAUCCCGACCAAACACCAACAGCCUAACCCCCAAUUUCGACCUUGCGAAGUUUGCGGAUGUUUAAUAGGCGAACGUCUGUUACUCUGUACCUUUGAGAUGCAGCACUUCCCGCAUCACCAGGUACGAUAUUGUGCGACUAAUCCAAUAGUACUCCUCGACCUUUUGUCUCACUAUCCUACCACAACGUAUUGCUUGACCAUUUCUAUUCCACGUUGCAUCCCGGAAUCCACGCUUGUCGUAAGCUACAUUCAUCUGGCCGCAAAUGAACUCUUGCAUUACUCUUCAGACUAGGCAGUAUUUUUCCCGCCACUGGCGCACAUUUUGUGCAUCAAGUACAUUGUCCGUCCCCGAAGCCCGAUCACACUGCGUCCACUUAGACGCCAUUGGCCCUAUCACCAUUCACGUGGAUAUGCGCGUAUUCUGAAAGCGGUUGCUUGUUUCACGUAACGGUCGACUGCUAUUGCUAUCUCGGAUACCCCGACAGGAAAUAUCGCCAUGGAUUUCUUGACACACUGCAUAUUGACUUUUGGUAUGCCGGGCGUCAUUAGUACUGAUCACGGAAGUCAUUUUCGACCUGGAAUCUUCCGUGAGUUCCCUAGAUUGCUGGAGUGUAUGCACACUACAAUCAAGGUAUACCACCUUGUCUCCAACGGCCUCGUGGAGCGUCUACAUCAUCAACUCAAGUCUGCACUAACGCCCCACUCAGAAAAACAAUCUCCCUCUUGUGCUUUUGGGCAUCUGAUCUUCUGUCAAGGAGGACACCCCAUACACUGCUGCCGAAAAACUAAAAGGCGACCCUUCCGUUUGCCCGGCGACUUUGUACAGUCUUUUGUCACGAACACCAAUAUGCCGAGCAUCUUCGUGCAGAUGUUCAAACGACGCAUGUCUCAACUGCGUCAAAUUUCCCCUCGAUGACAUCCACAUGACUUUUUGUGCAUGAAGACCUCAAAUCCGCUCCUUUUGGUUGCAUCCGGCACGAAGCAGUUUGUUCCGCAUAUGAUGGCUUAUACAAUGUUCUUCAGCGAUGGACAAGUAUCGCGUCGAUCAGAAGGCCAACAAGACCGACACAGUCUACAUUGGCAGACUUCAUUCGCGAAAACAUCCCGCCGUUCGUUGUGUCGUCGAAUUCUUCUGCAUCUUCCUUGCCUGA